AAGAGGGAGAAUUCCACAGAAGGUAGCCCGGAAGUAGAUGGUUGCAUGUCUUGCUAGCAGCAACAGCUGGUCUGUUUACUACACCGACAGUGCAAGGAAAACCUGUCAACAGUUGGGCGAUAUAGCGAGCUAUGACAGUAAAACAACAUUGACUGUUGGACGUGCAUUUUCUCUGUGCGUCCACGAUCGGUUUGCUGUCUUGAAACGGGGCCUUAGGAUGGCGGUGUGGAUCCAGGCCCAACAGCUGCAGGGGGAAGCCUUGCACCAGAUGCAGUCUCUCUACGGCCAGCAUUUCCCCAUAGAGGUCCGCCACUACCUUGCCCAGUGGAUUGAAAGCCAACUCUGGGACUCUGUGGAGCUGGAGAACCCUCAGGAAGAGCUUAAGGCCAAGCGUCUGUUAGACAGCCUGGUUCAGGAACUGCAGAGGAAGGCCGAACACCAGGUAGGAGAGGAUGGCUUCCUGCUCAAGAUCAAACUGGGACACUACGCCAACCAGUUCAAGAGCACAUACGACCGCUGUCCUUUGGAACUGGUGCGCUGUAUCAAGCACAUCCUCCACUCGGAGCAGAGACUGGUGCAAGAAGCUACUAAUGCAAACUGUGCAGGAGGCGGGGCCAUGGACAGCCUAUCACAGCGUCACCAGCAAAUCAACCAGGCGUUUGAAGAGCUGCGGGUGUCCUCGCAGGAGACGGAGAACGAGCUGCGGAAGCUGCAAAACAACCAGGAGUACUUUAUCAUCCAGUACCAGGAGAACCUGCGCAUCCAGGCCCAAAUAAGCAGUCUGGCGUCCCUGCCUCCAGCUGAGAGAACCCAGAGAGAGACCACCCUUCAGAGCAAGAGAGCCACUGUGGAAGCCUGGCUUACCCGAGAGGCCAACACCCUGCAGAAAUACAGACUGGACCUGGCAGAGAAGCACCAGCAGAGCCUGACCCUGCUGAGGAAACAGCAGACGUUGAUCCUGGACGAGGAGUUGAUCCAGUGGAAAAGACGCCAGCAGCUGGCAGGCAACGGGGGGCCACCUGAAGGAGGCUUGGAUGUACUGCAGUCCUGGUGUGAGAAGCUGGCUGACCUGAUAUGGCAGAACCGCCAGCAGCUCAGGAGGGCUGAGCACCUGACUCAGCAGCUGCCUCUGCCUGGCCCCAUCGAAGAGCUCCUCACCAAGCUCAAUGGGGACAUCACAGACAUCAUAUCUGCUCUGGUCACCAGCACAUUCAUCAUUGAGAAGCAGCCUCCACAAGUGCUGAAGACUCAAACUAAGUUUGCCGCCACGGUGCGUCUGCUGGUGGGCGGAAAGCUCAACGUCCACAUGAACCCUCCCCAGGUCAAGGCAGUGAUUGUCAGCGAGCAGCAGGCCAAAGCUCUUCUCAAGAAUGAGAGCACCAGGAAUGAUAGCAGUGGAGAAAUCCUCAACAACAACUGUGUAAUGGAGUACCACCAGACCACUGGAACCCUCAGCGCACACUUCAGGAACAUGUCCCUGAAGAGGAUAAAGCGGUCUGACCGUCGUGGUACGGAGUCAGUCACAGAGGAGAAAUUCACUGUCCUGUUUGAGUCACAAUUCAGCGUUGGGGGCAAUGAGCUUGUGUUUCAUGUGAAGACAUUAUCGCUCCCCGUGGUGGUUAUUGUUCAUGGUAGUCAAGACAACAACGCCACGGCAACAGUCCUCUGGGACAAUGCGUUUGCCGAACCAGGCAGAGUCCCCUUUAUAGUACCGGACAAGGUGCUGUGGCCCCAGCUGUGUGAAGCACUAGACAUGAAAUAUAAGGCGGAAAUGCACAGUGCACGUGGUCUUUCAGAGGACAACCUGGUGUUCCUGGGGCAGAAGGCCUUCAGCAGCACCAGCAACAACCUUGAGGACUACCGCAGCAUGACCAUGUCCUGGGCGCAGUUCAACCGGGAGAGCUUGCCUGGACGAAACUUCACCUUCUGGCAGUGGUUUGAUGGAGUCAUGGAGCUCAUGAAGAAACAUCUGAAGCCUCAUUGGAAUGACGGGGCAAUCCUGGGCUUUGUGAACAAGCAGCAAGCCCAGGAUAUGCUGAUGUCCAAACCAAACGGCACCUUCCUACUGCGUUUCAGUGAUUCUGAGAUAGGAGGUAUCACUAUUGCCUGGGUAGCAGAAAACCCUAACAAAGCAGGGGAGCGGUUGGUGUGGAACCUUAUGCCCUACACCACCAAGGACUUCUCCAUACGCUCUCUCGCUGACCGCAUAAGUGACCUCAACCACCUUCUGUACCUCUACCCUGAUAGGGCCAAGGAUGAGGUCUUCUCGAAGUACUACACCCCUCCCCUCUCAAAAGCAGUGGACGGCUAUGUUAAACCACAGAUCAAGCAAGUUGUGCCAGAGUUUACCACACCUACCGAGCCCCCUGGUGGAAAUCCAACAUACAUGGACCAGGCAGCUUCCCCUUCUGUGGGACCUCCCAGCAACUUUGGCAUCUACCCUUCUAUAAAUGACCCGAUGCUGGAUGCUGAUGGUGAGUUUGACCUGGAGGACAGCAUGGAUGUGGCUCGACACGUAGAGGAACUCCUGAGACGACCAAUGGCUGAUCAGUGGAGCAGCCAGCAGUCGUGACCAUUAAACCCCUGACCUUUUAACCCUCUAAACCUGCACCCUAAUAAGAGCCAAUCACCCGUAAAUAACUGUUGUUUAAACCAAAGGUUUAGAUUUACGGAUUGACAACUUUAGUCCUGGAAAAUCAUGCUCAGACCUUAUUCUCAUCAACCUAAGUUAAGUAAUACCAGCAUUUUACUAAACCAGGUCAAAUUUGAUUGCAGAGUUUUGCUCUAAAUGUAAACAUGGUUUGGUUUUCCAAUAACACAUUUAGAAUACAUAAACAAUCCAAAUGAAGUUAUAAUUAAGGUUAGCUAUUUGUGUCUUACCUUAUAUCUUUAUCAGCUUAUAUAGUAGCCAACAGCGUUAUGUAUUUUAAUGUGCAGCUAACUCAUUUAGUUAAAUUAAAUUACACAGCAUUUACCACACUUUUCAAAAGGUAAGUGAGAACACGUAUUGUGUGUUGUGGUAGCCUGGCAUCAAGACAGCUGCUCCUGGUUAGUUGUGGGCUGGAUGUGCAAAUAUCAAACUUCUUAGGUUCGGACUGAUUUUUUACAAAACAGAGAAAGAUUAUAAUUAGCUCAACAAAAGUAGUAAAUACUUUAAAUAAACAUGUUGCCCUCCAGCAACUCCAUGGCCCCUUGAUUUAUAUUGUUUUUGUGAAGUGUUCUCUGUCAAUGUGACAAAUAGAUACUAAUACAAAUAUUCUGACAAAAUAUGUUGUACCUGAUAAAGAAUAUACAGCAAAUAAAAUAAAUAGAACAGUAAGGUAAGGGGAAACUGCAGUACUGAGAAAAAUAUAGAUGUAAAGGUCAUAUUGUUACUGCAAAACUUAAUAAGCAUAUUAAGCUUUAUAUUUGCUACUCUGGCCUUCAUCUUGAUUAUGGCUAAAUUAUUAUGUCAAACCAGCAUUCAUUUAUUUGCUUGCUAUAACAAUUCUUGGGUAAUAUUUUGGCGUUGACAAAAUGUGGCUUACUUUGUAACAGGACAAAAUAGCACAAUCCAAUUCUACUAUUGGGUCAGUAUUAAGAAUGUAAUCGCCCACUUUUUGUAUAAAUACAAUUAAGGGAUUUAAAAACUUAGCCGCUAAUUAUUACAUUUAAUAUUUUUUAAUUCACAUGACCCUUGAUAUAAAAAGCUAUGCUAAAUGUGUACUCUACAUUAUAUGCCUUGUAUGUGUAUAGUCUGCCUUGAAUGUGGAUUUAACUAGCUUCCCCAAAAAAGUCCUUACAGUUAAUACCUCUGCUUCUUACCACACUAAACUUGCAUCGGUUACUGCCUUUUACACUUGUUCAUUCAAAAAAAGAAUCAUCAGACAAGUAAUUCUCUACAACAACAAAAAACUGCUCAGAGAUAAUAAUGGGAACUGACCCAGCUAUCCACAACCUUUAUUCUGGUAUGCACCCAUCAUCUUGUAUUGAAGACUUAAGUCAGCCUUAAAGUUUAUUGCAUUCUCAACCUGUGCCUUAAGACAGUAUUGAUUGUCAAGGGGCAACACUAAUAUACCAAGCUAGAGAUUAUAAAUCAUGCUCUGCAGUAAUCUCUUGUUGGAUUAAAACAAAUAACCAGUAUCUUGCCCUUCAAGUCAUAUCCACCUUGUCAAUCAUUAUUGGCUCCUAUCUAUCAGUCUCAGGAAAAUCUGUAUUUAGUUAACCCCAGCACAGCACUAGUUAGUGACUACCAACAAGGUAGUGAAUUACAGUUAUUACCAAUAUUUUAAUUUGUAUUUUAAAUGGAAACAGAACAAAAAGUUUUCUAAGAAAUGCACAACUGGUUUCAUUGCUAUUGACAAUUUAUCAUAUUGGUCUUGUUGAGAUAUUUCACAGGUAGGGUACUUUAUGGGUUUCUCUUUCUGUGAACAUUUAUCUCAAAUCUUUGUGUCUUAUAUUUUGUGUGAUCUUAUUGUUUUUAUUCUGAAGAGCUGUUAGAAAUUGUCCCUUGUUUGAUCUCGUUACAUGUUACUUAUACAGUUCAUUCAUGUUUGGGGAGGGGGUAAUGGAAUUAAACAUUUUCUAAAAAAUAUAUAUAUAUAUA
Molecule: messenger RNA, 4585 nt
Organism: Hypomesus transpacificus
Lineage: Eukaryota; Metazoa; Chordata; Actinopteri; Osmeriformes; Osmeridae
Product: signal transducer and activator of transcription 5B-like
Biological process (GO): regulation of cell population proliferation; response to peptide hormone; regulation of transcription by RNA polymerase II
Molecular function (GO): DNA-binding transcription factor activity, RNA polymerase II-specific; RNA polymerase II cis-regulatory region sequence-specific DNA binding
Source: RefSeq, a predicted model, not a curated record